AAAUAAGCAAAAUAUAUACUUUGUGUCGUAUGACCUACUAACGUUAUAAGGUCGGCCGCAUAAGUCACUUUGUUUAAUUUUUCGAUCCGCGAAUUUGACACAGAACCACUCUAAAUUACGGCCGCACACCGACACAAACCCGCACACAACGCAACCAACAAAAUUUUGAAGUGACAACGACGCUGACGACGACGAGGCCGAAAAGUUAAGGAUAAUGCUGCGCUGCCUUGCAACAACACGAACCGAACUGAAUGCAUUGCGUUCGAUCUUAUUGAGAACGACAACUCGACGCGGGGCCUGUGGAGUGCGUGCGUUCAGCACACAGGUGAUCAAUGCCCGAAAUCUCCAGGCAAUCAGAGCGACACUUAAUGGCACAUUGAGAAAACCGAAACCAGUUACACUAUGGAGCUACAACUUUGCCCGCGCCUACUCCAGUCUGCCCGAGCACAUACGUGUUCCCUUGCCGGCACUAUCGCCGACCAUGGAGCGGGGCUCCAUUGUCAGCUGGGAGAAGAAGGAGGGCGACAAACUGAACGAAGGCGAUUUGUUGUGCGAAAUUGAAACGGACAAGGCCACCAUGGGCUUUGAAACGCCUGAGGAGGGAUAUCUGGCAAAAAUUCUCGUUCCUGGUGGUGCAAAGGAUGUUCCCGUUGGUCAACUGGUGUGCAUUAUCGUGCCCGAUGCUGGCAGCAUAGCUGCCUUCAAGGACUUUAAAGACGAUGGCCCACCGCCAGCGGCAGCAGCUGCAGCGCCAGCACCCGCUGCUGCUGCACCGCCUCCACCUCCGCCCGCGGCUCCAGUUGCCGCUGCCGCUCCACCCCCGCCACCACCGCCAGCCGCAGCACCAGCAGGUAGUGCCCAACCCACUGGUGGCCGUGUCUAUGCUAGUCCCAUGGCCAAAAAAUUAGCUGAAGCUCAGCAACUACGUUUACAAGGCAAAGGCUCCGGCGUGCAUGGCUCAAUAAAAUCUGGUGAUCUUGCAGGCAUGGCUGCCCAGAAAGCAGCAGCUAAGGCGCCUGCACCAGCCGCGGCGGCCCCUACAGCCGCUCGCUACAAGGACAUACCGGUAUCCAACGUACGUGGAGUGAUUGCCAAGCGCUUGCUGGAAUCCAAGCAGAAACUGCCACAUUAUUACGUCACUGUGCAAUGUCAAGUCGAUAAACUCUUGAAGUUCCGCGCUCUAGUCAACAAGAAGUACGAGAAACAGGGAGCACGCGUAUCCGUAAACGACUUUAUCAUCAAGGCCACUGCAAUCGCCUGCCGCAAAGUGCCCGAGGCCAAUUCUGCAUGGAUGGACACGAUCAUUAGGCAAUACGACGAUGUCGAUGUGUCUGUGGCUGUCUCAACGGACAAGGGUCUGAUAACGCCAAUCAUUUUUAGCGCUGAUCGCAAAGGUGUCUUGGAAAUCUCCAAGAAUGUUAAAGAAUUGGCAGCCAAGGCGCGCGAUAACAAACUUCAGCCACAAGAAUUCCAGGGCGGCACCAUUUCGGUAUCCAAUCUUGGAAUGUUUGGAGUGAAUCAGUUCUGCGCCGUCAUAAAUCCCCCGCAAUCGUGCAUCUUAGCCAUUGGCACCACAACGAAGCAGCUUGUACUCGACCCGGACAAUAUUAAAGGCUUCAAGGAGGUGAAUCUCUUGACUGUUACGCUAAGCGCCGAUCAUCGAGUGGUGGAUGGCGCUGUGGCCGCACAGUGGUUGCAGCACUUCCGUAACUUCGUCGAAGAUCCAGCAAAUAUGAUACUAUAAGCAUCGACGACUCAAGCACCAACACUACUCUCUAGAAAACAACACACAUAUAUACACAUAUAUAGAGAAAAUAUAUGUUGCAGAAACUUUACGCUGCCUGGCUGGUUAAUGUUUGCGUCUAAACGCUUACGGUUUUUAUAUAGUUAAUGUAUAUUUUUGUUUAGUUGGUUCACGGCGACUCGAUAGAACCCAUCGGCCAUCUUAUCCCAUCCUCACAUUCUAACAGCUAAUUAUAAUAGUCAUGUAAUAUUGUUGGAACUCACACCGAACAUAGAAAAAUUGAAGAGCGAGAAGACUCAUUUGCAAUUGUUAAAUUUGAUUUGGUAUAUGAUAUCGUAUAUAGUAUGAGAAUCGGUUGUUUGAAGCUAAAUACGAAGUAUGAUAAGUUAAAAGACGUUGAAUAAAGAAAAAACACCCAAA
Messenger RNA from Scaptodrosophila lebanonensis, 2164 nucleotides. It is a transcript of the gene muc, whose product is annotated as dihydrolipoyllysine-residue acetyltransferase component of pyruvate dehydrogenase complex, mitochondrial. Gene Ontology annotation, biological process: pyruvate decarboxylation to acetyl-CoA. Bases 215 to 1744 code for a protein of 509 amino acids. Lineage: Eukaryota; Metazoa; Arthropoda; Insecta; Diptera; Drosophilidae. Gene Ontology annotation, molecular function: dihydrolipoyllysine-residue acetyltransferase activity. The record is from RefSeq and is a predicted model, not a curated record. The transcript has 7 exons. Gene Ontology annotation, cellular component: pyruvate dehydrogenase complex.